AUGGAACGUCUUAAAAUAACCUGUUAAAUGCCAAGCGGGCAAAAAUAUUUUUUUGAUUGUGAAAUCUAAAAUAUUAGAAAAGAAUUGUAUAAAAGAACGACAUAAAUACCUUACGAUAAUAUAAUCCUAAUUGAUGAUUCGGAUUAAUUAUACACUGCAUCUAGUGCUUUAUAUUAAGUAAACAGGAAAUAAAUUAAAGAUGCAGUUUUUUUCAAGGUUGUUGAUGCUCUAUAACUUUACAGGGAAUAUAAAGAAUUGCUAUCUAUUAAAUAAGAUAAUUAUCAAAAAUUGCUUGAGACCCAAUAACAAUUAAAAAAAUUAGAUUAAUACAUUAAAGAAAAAGAAAUAUAGCAUAAAACUGAUAUAGAUAAAAUAUCUGAAAGAAAUAAAAGUUAAAUUGUUGACAUCUUAAGAACAUAAUAAGCAGAAAUUGAAAAGAUAAAAGCAGAAAAAGAAUAAAAAAUUUAAGAAGUUUAAGAUAAACACAAUAAACUUGAAUUAGACCUAAAUUAGAUGAUUAUUAAAAGCAAUACCUAAAAUUAGAAUAAUGUUUAAUUAUAAGCAGAAAAUUAAACAUUAAAAUAAAAUAUUGAAGAAUCGCAAAAUAAAUUAAUUUAAGAAAAAAAUCCUUUAAAUAGUUAAUGGCAAACUUACUGUUAAUAGUUAAACACCUAAUUGUAAUAAUAGUUGCAAUAAAAGCAACAAAUAGACUUUUAAGCAUAGAGUUUAUAUUCAAAUAUAGGAAGUCUUUAGAUUUAAAUUCAAGAGUUAGGAAAUGAAUUAUCAACUUAAUAAAAUGAGGUAGGAAAAUAUAAAUCAUAAUUAAAAACAGAAAAAGAAAAAUUAGAAAAAGCUAACGAAAGUCUAUCCUAAUUUGAAACUAAAGUUGCUUAAUAAGUUGAUGAAAUGUCCAAAUCAGAAAAAAAAAAAAAAAAACUGGAGGAUAAAAUUUAGGACUUGGAAAUCAACCACAAAAUUACAACAAAUAAUUUUAAUAUUGCAUCAUCCACCCUUUCAAGCUAAGAAUUAGAAAUUAAAAAAUUAAAAGAAAAUAAUAAGAGUUUAAAUUAAAACAUUAACUAAUUAGGGUAUGAUAAUUAAGAGUUAUUACAUAAUAAAAAUAUUUUGGAGGCAAAGAUUAUAGAUUUAAACUAAUAAAUUAUAUAAUUAAACUAAAAUAUAGAUCAAUUAAAUGAAAAGAUUCAAUAACAGUAAGAAUUACUGAAGAAAAAAGAAUAAGAAUUCAAUAAAUUAACAAAAGAAUUGAAAGUUUUAGAAUAAUAAAAAUAAUAAAUUGAUAUUGAAGGCUAAAAUUUAAGAAAUUAAUUAUCAUAAUUAAACUUAAAACUAGAAGAAUAAUAAUAUAGAGUAUAAUAAAGUUAAUAGGAAAUAAUAAAACUCAAAAAUUAUAUCACAACUUUGGAAUAAAAAGAGAAAGAUAUUACAAAUUAAAAUUCAGAAAACUUAGUUAAAAUAACAUAGUAAAACAAUUAGAUUUUGUAGAAAAACGGAGAGAUAUUUGAAUUAGAAUUGAAAUUAAGCUAAAUUAAAAAUUAAUUUUAGUAAAUAGAAGAGAAAAAUAAAAUUGACUAAUUUAGUACUGAAUAAUAUUAAAAAAAGUUGGAUGAAAAAAAUUUGGCAUUGAAGUCUGAAAUUGAAUAAAUUAAUUUUAAAUUAACUAUUAAAGAACAUAUUCUAAAGAAAUUAUAAAUCUAAAUAAGGGAUGAUGUUUAUUUUGAUAAAAUAAUUGGUUUAAUGGAUAAAAUAAUGAAAUCACCUCAUAAAAUUUACUAAUUUGAUCAAAAUGAAAAUGGCAUUUUUGAUUUGAAAGAAUAUGAAAUUUUUGAGAUAAUUAUGGAAUAUAAUUAAGCAAAAGAACUUUUGAAUAAAAAUCAUUAUUUUUUAUUUGAACAAUGUUUAAAAAAGAAUCCAAAGGGUUAUGUCACAUUAAAUAGAAGUGUGUAACCAAAUGCUGAGUCUACAUUUUUUAAGGGCUUUUUAAGUUAAGUAAAGGAUUCAACUUAAAAUGAGUUCCAAGGAAAAUUCUUUUUAAGAAAAGAUCUAAUUUAAUAAACUCAACCAUUUACUACUAUUCAAGAAGCGAUUUAAUUUUCUAAAAACAAUUUCUUAUGUUAAUUACUAAUUGAACAAUUUAAUUAGGUUUUAAAAUCAUAAAGAUUAAAAACAGGAGACUUUCAAAUUGCUAGAUAGUUCGUUUUAAAACUUAAAGGUAAAUUUUGAAAUUAUAAAUAUCAUAGAUAAAGAAGAAUUUUAUUAUUGUGAAAUGGUCGAGGAAGGAGAAUUUUAAAAAAUAAAUGGUGGAACUUUUUUACCUUAAGUUAGUUAAGCAGAUUCAUAUUUUAAUGCCUUCUCUAAAUACGUUUACGCAUUUUCAAAGGAAAAUUAUAUAAUAACUCAUUUAUAAAUUUGUGGAAAAAAAGUUUAUGAUAUGAUAGUUAGUACUAAUUACAAAGGAUUGUUUUCUUCUUUAGAUUAAGGAGACCUCGAAAUUAGAUAAUUUUUAGAUAUUAUUAAUAUUUAACCUGCAGAUAUAAUUUAAUCCUAUUGGAAUCUAAAUGUAGAAAAAAAAGCUAAGGGAGGAUUUGAAUGA
Molecule: messenger RNA, 2611 nt
Organism: Paramecium pentaurelia
Lineage: Eukaryota; Ciliophora; Oligohymenophorea; Peniculida; Parameciidae
Source: the annotation of a GenBank genome assembly